CGGAGGCCGGCCGCGCUCAGCCCCGGCUGCUGAAUGGGCGCGCGGCUGCUGGCCCCUGCCCUCCCGCGUGCAGCCCCCGCUCCUGCUCCCGCUCCCGCUCCUGCCCCGCCCCGGCCUCUGCCGGCCGCCGCCAUCCGCCGCCCAGGCUGUGAAUGAAAGGCCGGCGCCGCCGGGGGCUGGCUGCAGGCGACGCGGCCUCCCGGCAGGCGCUCGCUCCUCCAAGAUGUACGGAGUGUGCGGCUGCUGCGGUGCCCUGCGCCCCAGGUACAAGAGGCUGGUGGACAACAUCUUCCCCGAGGAUCCCGAGGAUGGCCUGGUGAAGACCAACAUGGAGAAGCUGACCUUCUACGCCCUCUCGGCUCCAGAAAAGCUCGACCGCAUUGGCGCCUACCUCUCCGAGAGGCUCAUCCGCGACGUGGGUCGCCAUCGAUAUGGGUACGUGUGCAUCGCCAUGGAGGCACUGGACCAGCUGCUCAUGGCCUGCCACUGCCAGAGCAUCAACCUCUUCGUGGAGAGUUUCCUCAAGAUGGUGGCCAAGCUCCUCGAAUCGGAGAAGCCCAACCUCCAGAUCCUCGGCACCAACUCGUUUGUGAAAUUCGCCAACAUCGAGGAGGACACCCCGUCCUACCAUCGGAGCUACGAUUUCUUUGUGUCUCGCUUCAGUGAAAUGUGCCACUCCAGCCACGAGGACUUGGAGAUCAAGACUAAAAUCCGAAUGUCCGGCAUCAAAGGUCUGCAAGGGGUGGUGAGGAAGACGGUGAAUGACGAGCUGCAGGCCAAUAUCUGGGACCCACAGCACAUGGACAAGAUCGUCCCCUCGCUCCUUUUCAAUCUGCAGCACGUGGAGGAGGCAGAGAGCCGGUCCCCCUCCCCGCUCCAAGCGCCAGAGAAGGAGAAGGAGAACCCAGCAGAGCUGGCUGAGAGGUGCCUUCGGGAACUGCUGGGCCGGGCUGCCUUCGGCAACAUCAAAAACGCCAUCAAGCCUGUUCUCAUCCACCUGGACAACCAUUCUCUUUGGGAACCCAAGGUGUUCGCCAUCCGUUGCUUUAAAAUCAUCAUGUACUCAAUUCAGCCGCAGCACUCCCACCUGGUUAUCCAGCAGCUCCUGAGCCACCUGGAUGCCAACAGCCGCAGCGCGGCCACGGUGCGGGCGGGCAUCGUGGAAGUCCUGUCGGAAGCUGCUGUCAUCGCUGCCACCGGCUCUGUGGGACCCACGGUGCUGGAGAUGUUCAACACUCUGCUGAGGCAGCUUCGGCUCAGCAUCGACUACGCCCUGACCGGGAGCUACGACGGGGCCAUCAGCCUCGGCACCAAGAUCAUCAAGGAGCACGAAGAGCGCAUGUUCCAGGAGGCGGUCAUCAAGACGAUAGGCUCCUUCGCCAGCACGUUGCCCACCUACCAGCGCUCGGAGGUGAUUCUCUUCAUCAUGAGCAAGGUUCCCCUGCCUUCCCUGCACCACCCCAUGGAGACGGGGAGGACCGGGGAGAACAGGAACCGGCUGACCCAGAUUAUGCUGCUGAAAUCGCUCCUUCAGGUGAGCCUCUCCUGCCCGCACUCCCGCUCUGCCUCCACAGGAGGCACGCCCUCCGAGGAACUAAGAGAAGGCUACCGCAUGCAGUUGCGCAUGUUGCGCACUGCACAAACAUGUCCAGCCAAAGGGGUGUCCACCGGUUUCCAGUGCAACAACAUGAUGUCAGCUCUGCCCAGCAACUUCCUGGACCGCCUUCUCUCCACCGUCCUCAUGGAGGAUGCAGAGAUCCGACUCUUCGUUCUAGAGAUUCUCAUCAGUUUCAUUGACCGUCACGGCAACCGGCACAAGUUCUCUACCAUCAGCACCCUCAGUGACAUCUCUGUCCUGAAGCUGAAAGUGGACAAGUGCUCCCGACAGGACACCAUCUUCAUGAAGAAGCACUCCCAGCAGCUCUACAGACACAUCUACCUGAGCUGUAAGGAGGAGACGAACAUCCAGAAGCACUACGAGGCGCUGUACGGCUUGCUGGCGCUCAUCAGCAUCGAGCUGGCCAACGAGGAGGUGGUGGUGGACCUGAUCCGCCUGGUGCUGGCUGUUCAGGACGUGGCCCAGGUCAAUGAAGAGAAUUUGCCUGUUUACAACCGCUGUGCCCUCUACGCGCUGGGCGCCGCCUACCUGAACCUCAUCAGCCAACUCACAACGGUGCCUGCCUUCUGCCAGCACAUCCACGAGGUGAUUGAGACCAGGAAGAAAGAGGCUCCCUACAUGCUGCCCGAGGACGUGUUUGUGGAGAGGCCCAGGCUGUCUCAGAACCUUGACGGAGUGGUGAUCGAACUUCUCUUCCGCCAGAGCAAGAUCAGUGAGGUCCUGGGGGGCAGUGGAUACAACGCAGACCGGCUCUGCCUGCCCUACAUCCCUCAGCUGACGGACGAGGAUCGCUUAUCCAAGAGGAAGAGCAUUGGAGAGACCAUUUCUCUGCAAGUGGAGGUGGAAUCUAGGAACAGCCCAGAGAAGGAGGAGCGAGUGCCAGCCGAGGAGAUCACCUAUGAGACGCUGAAGAAGGCCAUUGUGGACAGCGUGGCCGUCGAGGAGCAGGAGCGUGAACGGCGCCGACAGGUGGUAGAGAAGUUCCAGAAGGCACCCUUCGAGGAGAUCGCAGCGCACUGCGGGGCCCGGGCGUCACUGCUGCAGAGCAAACUCAAUCAGAUCUUUGAAAUCACCAUCCGACCCCCGCCCAGCCCAUCGGGAACCAUCACCGCCGCCUAUGGCCAGCCUCAGAACCACUCCAUCCCCGUCUACGAGAUGAAGUUCCCCGAUCUGUGCGUCUACUGAGUUCCAAGACACGCUGCUGGAGGGGGGGGGGGCCCGAGAGGGGGGCACGACAUGGAAAUCUCACGGCAACCCCAGAGGAAAAGGACCUUGGAUGGCAGCUCCUCUCCGCAGACAAGCAAGGUGGAGCCCCGCGGCCCUCGGGCCCCUCAGCUUCCCCCUUUCCUCCUUGUCUCCCUCCCCCGUCCCCUCCCCACCCCAGGGAGAUCAGGCCACGUGCCCCUCUGGGGCCAAUAGGCAUCUCACCUGUGCCCUCCAUCUCCUCCUUUGUGGCAGCCUGGGGCUGGGAGUCCUGGGGUGGGGGGGUCUCCAGAGAGAGGCUGAGGUCCUGCUUAGUGUAGGGAGGGCAGGGCUUUCGUGGGGAAGCACAGCUGCCAUUCCCCAAGGGGGACUAGAAGGGCACAGUUGGUCAAGGGAGGCCUCAGACGGAGAUCAGGAGGAAGUGAGGCCAGCUCCGCUCCUAAAGCAGCAGAGAGCUGGAAGCGGGGCGCUGCUCCUCAGAGCAUCCCCUCCCUCCCUCCCCAUUUGAGGGUCCAGAUGCCCUCAAGUCUCUGGGGUCUCUUCCACGGCCCUGCUCAGCCUGCCAGUUGCCUCUUCAUGAUUCUUUCUAUUGUCGGUUAGUAUUGAGCUCCUAGAACAGGAGCCAGGGCGGGGGUGGGGUGGGGGGGUAGAGUCACCAUGGGGGGCGUGAAGGAUGAAAUGCAGGGCGGGCAGGCUGCUGGUCCAGGGGCUGCUCUCCCCAGGCUGGGCCAGCCCCCCAUAGAGGAGCAGCAGGCAGACGGAAGGGGCGAGUCUGCAUCCCUCUGCAGCAUCUCCCUCCUGCGUUCAGAGGGGUGUCUUUCUGAGUCGAGGUCUCUUUGAUGCCUUUCUCCCUGAGGAUCCCAGUGUGUUUCUACAGCCUCUGGGUUGGGGGAGGGCAGAACAAGAUAACCUGGAAAGGAGGAGGAACUCCGGGGGCUCCCGGCCUGCCCACACCACCUCCUGUGGAAGAGGCUCCCCCUGGGCUGGGAGGACGGGAAGGGAGUAGCUCUUUGGGGCCCAAGGAUGCCAGAAGCCAACCUUUUGGAUGUUUCAUUUGGUGAAAGAAGGACCCAGCACUUAAAAUCGGGGUGCUUUCUUCACUCCAUCCCCGGUGCAGCCGGCAGAGCCGGAGGCCUGGGGAGAGGUGGUGGAGCCCCUUGGGUUCUGGCUUUCUGUUUUCCCUGAGUGCCACCUGACUGUGUGCAGAGUGGGAGCUGCUGCGGGGCUCGGAGGCCAAGUUGGCUGUGCCCUCUGCUCCCUCCCCGUGUCUCACCCCCCUGCGGGGCCUUUGUGCCUCCGGAGCGGCCUCUGGCAGGACCUCACCUGGGCCUCUUCCCUGGGGCCCAGAAUAACCCUCUUCUUCUUUUGCCAACCUUUCUGAGCUGAGCUGCGGAGCCGACGCGCAGUCAGGUGAGAAUGGGCAAAGGAUCCCUCCCCAGAGACUUUGCUUUUGAGAAGAGGGAGGGCGAUAGAUUUCUUGACCCAGUGGAGCCCCUUUGGAGGGUACAAUUUUCAGCAGCAGGGGUGGGGUCAGAAGCAGGCCAUUUGUGCUUAGGGGCGGGCAGUCUUCUGGGGACACCCUCAAGUCCCACCCCCAUGCAUGGCCCUGCACAGAUGCACCUUGACAGCCUGGUUAUCAGGACAGAAAGCUGUCUUUGCCCAAAUCGGAAGAAUCUUAAUGUACGUACUUUCCCAUCAGUCAGGUUCUCGGGUGUGGGGCUGGGGGGGGGAUGCUGCCUGACCCUCCUUCCUGUCUGUCCUGUCUCCCCCCUCCACCCCCCUACCCCCGUGGGCCUGCAGCUUCCUUCCAGAGGGUCUACAUGACCCCAGGGCCUAGGGGGCCGGGCUCCUGCUCCCUCCCUCUUCCGUCCUUCCCUUUGGCUCUGCUCUCUAGCUUUUGGCUACUGUUCAACUCAACUUUACAAGCAUGAACUGAGAUUUCUCUUUACCUCACUCUCUCUUGACUAAGAAACCAAGUGGUUAAAUAACUAGAAACAAACUUGAAGACAAAUAACCUUUGGAAGAAACAUCACAGCACAUCUAAAUCUUGAGCCACAAACUCGCCUUUCCUCGCUGCAUCUUCCCACCUUUCUCCCCUGCUCGGCUGCCACAAGAGACUCUCUCUUCGUGCUUCUCCAACUUUAGGGUUCACCCCAUGGCAUCUGCUUCUGGGACUUAGAAGUCACUCCCCGGAGCCUUUCUCGAGCCAGCGCUAGAACCAGAGACCUUCAGGUCCACUCCAUCCCCCCCUCGUCCCCCCGUCGACCCCACCCUGGACUAGAGGGAAGGAAAAGGUACAGGACCAUGGCUGUUUCCUCUGACUCUGUCGCCAAGCAGCCUUUUCUUUUCGUCCUUGUUACACCGCAAAGAUGGGCUCCUGGAGACCUGGCUAAGUUUUCAGGGACCCUCCCCCUGGUUUCAACUUAAAUUUACACUCAGGCGAGUAGUGGGUUGCCUGCUGACCUGCAGGAGAAUCUGGAUUCUGGCCACAUAUGCCUCAGGAUCAGAAAGUUUGAGGUGAGCAUUAACUCAAACAGACAAUUAAGUGAUAAAUUAAGCGAUUUCCUUCAUCCUACCUCCCCCCCUCUGAGCCCUGGGGAAGAAGCCAAGCAGUUGGGUGGGUACCCAGGCCUUCAGCCUAGCAUCCCCCUUCCUGCCUUCCAAGCCCUCUGGAGGCUGGCACACUGGUGCGUGACCAGCUUUUUCGGUACCCUUCUCUCUCGUGAUUUUGAGUCAGCAAGGCCAUCCACCAGUUGCUCCCCAAAACUGCUGAAGACUCUUGCUUCAUGCACAGGGGGUCGGUUGGGUCACCACUCUGCUGACAGAGCCUAGUAGCACGGGUGUAUUGGAGAGUUGGAAGGGCAGUGAACAUGGUUGAGGCACAUAAGUGGGAAGAAGCAGAUGAGAGGAAAGCUCGGUGUGACCCUGGAGGCUCCUUCUGGUUUUUCACCUGCAAAAGGGUCCCUGCGGCCUAUGCCUAUUUCCACUUACUUUCUGAGAAGUAGAAAUAAGUGAUUUCUUGACUCCUAAACACCUCCUCCCCAGCGAGGGAGCCUGAGUGGGUCAUGAGAACAAGAAAAGUCCUUAGAUGGUCUCCUGGGCCUAGCCUUCCACCUCAUGCGCAGGUGCAGACAAGGGGGUGCUGGACCCAUCUGAAGUGCGGGAAGUGCCAGGGUCAGGGGUGCGCUGCCCUCUCCCCUCAGUGUUCUCAGUCCGAGGGGCUGUUUCAAUUGGUCUAAGAAUCUGAGCAGCCUCACUGGACCUUUCGAUGCCUCAAAGGCCAGACGUCUUGGCUUCACUGGGUCUGAAACUUUCCAGAAGCUUCCAGAUGCUAGGCCAUUGCCCCUGGGACUUCUGACCUCCAGAAUCUUGUUGAGAAGUGAGAGCUGUUUCUUCCAUGGCCAUGAAGAGGACCUGUGGGAAAAGACUAGACGUGAGCUGUCAGGCUGAGUGUUGAGGUUGAUGGUAGCCAGGGAGGUGGGCUCCUCCGGGCAGGCCACAACCACUUCUCCUGACACACAGACCCUGGCAGGCGGGUUGUGCUGAAAUGAGGCAUCUUCCAUGCAUCUGGGGAGAAGGCUUAGGGCAGUGCAUUACUUCUCCAUCUCACUAACUCUAGAACUCUUCUAGUUAGAGGAGCUCUUAUCCCAUAUCUGGCUUAGGUCUGAAGCCUGCAGAAGGACGGUGGCGGGGAGCUGACAGCUGGGGAAGUGGGGAGGGGACAGAGGCCUGUGGGAGGGCUCUGUGGCCUUGUGGGACCAGAAGAAAGUUUUCUGUGCUCUCCUUUAGCACCGGCCAGGUUGCCCGGGUCUUUUCUCCUUCAAAGGACCUUGGGGUCCCAGCCCCUCACCUUGCCCUUCCGAGCUCUUCCUCUGUGGCUGUGGAUUCUGGCCUGUGGGUGCAGAGCUGUCGAUCCACCAAUGCUGCAGCAUUACACGUACAUUGUAACACGUCUGUGUCCACUGAGACCUUCACGACCUGGCUGAGCGCGUGUAUCCCCGUGGGUGUGCAUGUGUGUACAAUGUAGUGCAUAGUUGACAAUGUAUGUAUAUAUAAGCUGACGUAUUUAUUUGUGAGUGCAGAAGUAGUGCCUGUGGCAGUUUUCUGUAUUUGGAACUCAUUGAACCAAAUCAGUUUAAUUUCAAAGAAAGGGAAAGGGGGGUGUGGGGGAAAGCGUGGGGAGAAGGAUUCUUAGCAAGAUUCUUCUUUAGGACUGUUAGUAGUGAUUUCCCCAGGAGCGGUCACAAUGCCCUUUUCAAAUAAAUGUUAAUGUUGUCACCACACA
This is a messenger RNA of Sus scrofa (pig), 7106 nucleotides long. RefSeq names its product EFR3 homolog B (gene EFR3B). Lineage: Eukaryota; Metazoa; Chordata; Mammalia; Artiodactyla; Suidae. Gene Ontology annotation, biological process: protein localization to plasma membrane. The record is from RefSeq and is a predicted model, not a curated record. Gene Ontology annotation, cellular component: plasma membrane.